This is a messenger RNA of Ruditapes philippinarum (Manila clam), 1710 nucleotides long. Its product is annotated as 3 beta-hydroxysteroid dehydrogenase/Delta 5-->4-isomerase-like. Gene Ontology annotation, molecular function: 3-beta-hydroxy-Delta5-steroid dehydrogenase (NAD+) activity. Gene Ontology annotation, biological process: steroid biosynthetic process. Bases 386 to 1459 code for a protein of 357 amino acids. Lineage: Eukaryota; Metazoa; Mollusca; Bivalvia; Venerida; Veneridae. The record is from RefSeq and is a predicted model, not a curated record. The transcript is spliced from 5 exons.
CCAUUUUAACUUAUUAAUACCUAUGUUACUAUAUAUAGUAACAAAAUCUAGGGUAUUUCAGGGCCAUUAUGGCAAGAUCUAGGUCAUUAUGCAAUUUUGGCCGCCUUGCUACUUGGCAUUAUUUUUCCAUAAUGGGCGAGUGAAUGAGCGCACGUAGAGAAUGACGUCAUCAACUCUCAGUGACUUUCAAGAUGGCUGCUGACGUUGAAUGAACUUAAGUCACUUGCAAACACAAUUUAAAGUUUAAAUGACGUAAUCAAUCGCAAUCAACAAAGCUUAACAUUGGAUAUUUAUAAACUCAAGAAAAGAAUACUAUAACUCAUUCCAAGACAAAACAUGACCAAAAAUGAUUUCAGUUUGACGCUGCUCUAACAAUACCAACAUUAUGUCACGGCGGGUCCGAGAUUAUGUGGUUUUGGUUACCGGAAGUUCAGGCUUUCUCGGACAGCAUAUGGUUGGGUUGUUGCACAAUUACGCUGAUCACGUGACAGAGAUAAGAGUUCUGGAUACACAACCGUACAUCAACAAUACGGAGUAUGAAGCUAAGAAGCCAUUGAGACAAUAUGUUGGAAGUAUUCUGGAUCUGGAAUUAAUGACAGAGGCAUGUAAGGGUGUCGACUGUGUGAUACACCUAGCAAGUCUUAUUGAUAUUACAUUGUUUGCUGACUUUGAGCGAAGCUAUAGAAUCAACGUAGAAGGUACGAAAACCGUAAUAGAGGCUUGUAGAAGGUCGGGUGUACAGCGUUUACUAUACUGUAGCUCGGCUAGUGUGAUAUUAGGAAAUGACGACAUUAUAGACGGCACGGAGGACAAUUUAUCAUAUGCUACAGAACAUAUGUUCUCUGUUUAUGGUAAAACCAAGCAACAGGCGGAACAACUUAUAUUAAAAGCAAAUGAUGAGACUUUGCAAACAAUAGCUAUUAGGCCUUCUUCGAUAUAUGGAGAAUUGGGCUCGAGAACAUUCGGUCAAAUGUAUGGUAAUUCAUUUACAAAGGCUACUGGAUACUAUAUACAUGUUGAUUUUUCCUUUAAGAAAUGUGACUGGAUUUAUGUGGGUAAUGUAGCUUGGUUGUUUAUACAAGCAGAUAACGCUCUACGUGACAACAAGAAUCCUGAUGCCGCUGGACAAAGCUAUUUUAUCUCUGACGAUACACCCUUAAUGGACCGACAAGAUGCGUUGUUUGAAAUGGUGAAAGACAGUGGUCUACGAUGUUUUAUUCUUUCGCCGCCAAUGUGGUUGCAAGUACAACUGAUGCGAGUUAUACUCUGUGUAUUAACAUUUCUGUCGUUGUUUUGGAAAGUGAAUUUCCCUUUAGGUAAAUGGAUCGUUCGUAUCAGAAAUAGGACUUGGCUUUUAAGUAGAAAGAAAGCAGAGAGAAAUUUAGGAUAUAAGCCAUUGUUUAAACACGAUGAAGUAAAGGAAAAAGUUACAAAAUAUAUUAAGUCUAUUUCACGGUAAUAUACAUCGUAAUGUACAUUUGUGUAUAUACAACAUGGUGAAUAAUUAACACUGUAUAGAAUUGUGCAGAACACAAAUGAAGAAGCAGAAUAUUGUGUUGAAGGUUAAAAUAUUUGUAUUUGGUUUAUUACAAUAUUUAUCACAUCUUGGUUAACGAGAAUAAUGCCAGUGCAUGUUAAAAGAGAUAACUUUAUAUGAUUAUGUCAAAUUUAGUAAGGUAGAUACAGAAAAUUAAGAGAUGAAAACAUAUA